Messenger RNA from Oryza sativa Japonica Group (Japanese rice), 931 nucleotides. Its product is annotated as BES1/BZR1 homolog protein 4. Lineage: Eukaryota; Viridiplantae; Streptophyta; Magnoliopsida; Poales; Poaceae. Gene Ontology annotation, biological process: brassinosteroid mediated signaling pathway; DNA-templated transcription. The record is from RefSeq and is a predicted model, not a curated record. Gene Ontology annotation, molecular function: DNA-binding transcription factor activity.
AAAUAGCCCCUCUCUCUGUUGCCCUUCUUCUCUCCUCCACUUAUUUGUACUAUACUCAACACAUAUGUUACAUGCCUCCAACCACCUUAUUCCUCUCAUGAAAAGAGAGAUAGAGAGAUGCAUCUUACAUGCACAUAGAAACAAGUCUCAUGAGCUAGCUAGCUUAGGAGCACUUGGCUUUAUUUUCACAAUGGGGAUCAAGAAGAAGGCCAUGGCAAUGGCAAUGGCAAUUCAUGUAUAAAUACUCGUGUUGUGUUGGUGUGUUGCCGUGUUGGUUGGAGAGGUGAGUGAGUGUGUGUGUGUGUGUGUGUGUGUGAGCAAGUGAUCAGUGAGAGUGAGUGCUCGAGCUCAAGCUAGCCAAGCUCAUGGAUCAGGUGGUAGCAUCUGGGAGAGAGGAAGCGGGUGGCGAAGCGGCGGCGGCAAUGGCGCCGGGGACGAAGGCGGUGGCGGCGGCGGCGGGGAGGAGGGGGUGCAUCAGGUCGACGCGGGGGCCGUGGACGGUGCGGCGGAGGGGGCGUGGCGGCGGGGUGACGACGUCGCUGCGGCACCCGACGGCGCGGGAGCGGGAGAACAACCGGCAGCGGGAGCGGCGGCGGCGGCAGGUGGCGACGAGGAUCUACGCCGGCCUGCGCGCCGGCGCCGGGUACGCGCUGCCCAAGCACGCCGACCAGAACGACGUCCUCCGGGCGCUCUGCGCCGAGGCCGGCUACCUCGUCGACGACGACGGCAACGUCUCGCGCCGCCACGACGAGCGUUUAGCCGGCGCCGGCGCCGGCGGAGGCGGCAGCUCCGAUCAGCUGCAGGUGUCCUCCUACAGUGGAGCAACAGAGGCAGCAGUGGCUAUCCAGCAUCAGGAGCAGGAGCAAGAGAUAUCACUCGAGCUGACACUCUCAUUCACCUACAUGUAGGUAGAAUGCUUAAUUUGUUUAAA